Medicago truncatula (barrel medic) is the source of this 695-nucleotide messenger RNA. RefSeq names its product NADH dehydrogenase [ubiquinone] 1 beta subcomplex subunit 8, mitochondrial. The transcript has 4 exons. The record is from RefSeq and is a predicted model, not a curated record. NCBI's taxonomy places the organism in Eukaryota, Viridiplantae, Streptophyta, Magnoliopsida, Fabales, Fabaceae. Bases 83 to 460 code for a protein of 125 amino acids.
GUAACAUAAACAUUACGCAAUAAUCAAACAGAAAUUAAACAAAGAAGGAAGAGGAAAAAGAAGAAGAAUCGAAGCAAUAACCAUGGCAGGUAGAUUGACAAACGUAGCAUCACAAAUCUUAGGCGGAAACGGCGUCGUUCACCGAUCUGUAGCUUCAUCUCUCCGCCUUCGCUCCGGCAUGGGUCUCCCCGUCGGCAAACACUACGUCCCUAACAAACCCCUUCCGAUGAAUGAAGAACUUACAUGGGACAAUGGUACUCCAUUUCCUGAACCUUGUAUAGAUCGCAUUGCUGAUACUGUUGGAAAGUAUGAAGCAUUGGCGUGGCUUUGUGGAGGAUUGAGCUGUUUUGCGGGUUUGGGAUUAUUGGCUGUGUGGAAUGAUAAAGCUUCCAAGACACCAUUUGCACCCAAAGUUUAUCCAUAUGACAAUCUGCGAGUGGAGCUUGGUGGUGAACCAUAAGUAGAUCUAAGGCAAUAAUGGGAUUUGAACUUGUUUUAUAUCUUGUUCUUUUCCGUUCAUUUGUACUUUUGUGUUGUUUGAAAUAAUAGAUUGUGAAAGACUUGCUGAAACCAAGUACAGGAAUCGAAGAGCCGAAUCUGGUUUAUUUCUUUUUUUCAUCAUUCUCAUGCUUCUGGUGGCUAUAGUGAGUUGGACUUGGCCAUUAUUCUGUUCAAUUUAUCUAAUCUUUAUGGAA